UGCAUGAAUUCAGAAAACCAAACAAGUUCUUCAGAAUUUAUCCUCCUUGGGCUCUCAGAAGACAGUGAUGUGCAGCCCCUCCUCUAUGGGCUGUUCCUGAUGAUGUACCUCAUCACCUUCAUUGGGAACCUGCUCAUUAUCCUGGUCAUCAUCUCUGACUCCCACCUCCAUAUGCCCAUGUACUUCUUCCUCUCUAAUCUGUCUUUUGCAGAUAUCUGUUUCACCUCUACCAUUGUCCCAAAAAUGCUGGUGAACAUCCAGACAGAGAUCAAAAUCAUAACCUAUGAAAACUGCCUCACCCAGAUGUACUUUUCCUUGGUUUUUGGAGGAGUAGACAAUUUCCUACUGACUGUGAUGGCCUAUGACCGCUUCAUGGCCAUCUGUCACCCUCUGCAUUACAUGAUCAUCAUGAACCACCAGCUGUGUGGUCUCCUGCUGCUAGCAUCUUGGUUAUUGAGUGUUCUGAUGUCUCUUUUACAUAGCUUAAUGGUUUUAGAAUUGUCUUUUUGUACCAAAUUAGAAAUUCCACACUUUUUCUGUGACAUUGAUCAGGUAAUCCACCUGGCUUGUUCUGAUACCUUCCUUAAUGACUUAGUGAUGUAUUUUGCAACAGGACUUCUAGGUAUUACUCCACUCAUUGGGAUCCUUUUCUCUUACUGUAAUAUUGCAUCCUCAAUUUUGAGAAUUUCAUCAGCUAGAGGCAAGUAUAAAGCAUUUUCCACGUGUGGGUCUCACAUCUCAGUAGUGUCACUGUUUUAUGGUACAGCUCUUGGUGUGUAUCUUAGUUCUGCUGUUACACAACACUCCAGGGCAAGUGCAGUAGCUUCAGUGAUGUACACAGUGGUCACUCCCGUGCUGAACCCCUUUAUCUACAGUCUCAGAAACAAGGACAUAAAACAUGCCUUAAGAAAAUUAUUAUUCUCUGUUCUUGGGAGUUUGAGCACUCAACAGUGA
Messenger RNA from Choloepus didactylus (southern two-toed sloth), 954 nucleotides. Its product is annotated as olfactory receptor 7A10-like. The record is from RefSeq and is a predicted model, not a curated record. The transcript has 2 exons. Gene Ontology annotation, cellular component: membrane. Gene Ontology annotation, biological process: G protein-coupled receptor signaling pathway. NCBI's taxonomy places the organism in Eukaryota, Metazoa, Chordata, Mammalia, Pilosa, Megalonychidae. The coding region runs from base 4 to 954 and encodes 316 amino acids. Gene Ontology annotation, molecular function: olfactory receptor activity; G protein-coupled receptor activity.